CACAUUUUUGCUGCCCCAUGUGAUUCCGGUUGGGUUCAUGAUCUGCAAUUCAGUCCUCAAAAUCGCAUGUACGCGACCGGAUCCACAGGAGGUGUGGUUUCCUGGCAACUGGGCCCAGGUGCAGUGACGGUAGCUGAAUCCACACGAACACGAAUGACAGACAUGGAUCGAAUGCGACCUCCCGCUCCAAUUUUAGCUAACAAAUGCGGUGGAGGGCACCUACGUUUUCGUCGACUCUCCCAUCCGCAACGCCUCUCCGUUCCUGCUCACACUCCGAUUCAUUGUGCAGCACUAAAGGUGAGGAAAUAUCCUUGCGUCUCUAUAGACCUAAAAAUGGUUGACCUGUUGUCCUGGCUGAUGUCGGCGGUCUUUUUCAAACAUGCUCAGCUUACUACCUUUGUUUCUUUGAUGUUUUCUUGA
Molecule: messenger RNA, 420 nt
Organism: Echinostoma caproni
Lineage: Eukaryota; Metazoa; Platyhelminthes; Trematoda; Plagiorchiida; Echinostomatidae
Source: the annotation of a GenBank genome assembly